AUGGUAGCUAAUGCUUCGCAUUUUCGAGGUGGAACGGUAUCAUGGAAACACAUCAGGUCAACCGGGAACACAAACGAGAUGGAAAUUAGUUUUCGUCUUGGUUGGCGACGAGAUUCCGAUUCUAUAAGGUGCGAUGACAACACGAUUUUUUACCAGAACGAAGGAUACGGUGGUAAUGGAAAUUGGGUACUUGAUGGAGCGUCGAGCUCCGAUUUCCCUCAUUCUACAGCUAUUAAAUGCACCACUUAUGAUAUUGCGGAAAACUGGGCGUACGGUUAUAAUAGCUUCCUUACCAAUAUCACCGCCUCAUCGACCUUCGAUAUUACAUUUGAGGGCAAUGCCUGGAUCGGGGGCUUGUAUGGCUCAGCUGGGGGCAGAUGGGCCGUUCCCCUCCUAGGCAUAGAUGUCGGAAUUAGAAACGAUACCGGUAAGGUGAAUACGUCACCAAGAACUCUCAGCGCACCAGUGGUGAGACUUCAAUUGGGUUGUGCCAGUGAUAUUGUUAUCCAUUCUGUUGACGAUGACAACGAUAAGGUUACCUGCAGAUAUGCGAUCAGUUCAGAUGAAUGCGGGGGAGUUUGUGGAUCUUUUCCUUACAUUUCAUUGAUAGAGGAAACAUGCACUCUUCAAUAUAACGGGGGAGGUGGAAUCUACCUAGCUGCAAUUGCUUUAAUGUUGGAGGACCAUCCACAAAAAACUAUAACUGUUGAUGGAAGUGGAGAGCGCACACCUUUGGAUGUAUUGAGUACAAUUCCAUUGCAGUUUCUCAUAGACAUUUCAUCCGCAUCGUCAUGCAACGUGAAUCCAACUUAUCCAUCGUAUGCCAUUCAGGACGGAGAAAUUUUUGUAAUAUCUGAAACUGAUACCUUCAACGAACCCUAUACGCGUAUCCGAGUGUUUCAGGGGGAAGUUGGUUUAUAUCAGACUGGCAUAGUUUAUCUUGGAAGCGAUUUACAUGCAUCUAGCAUGAUUUGGAAUCCAACUUCCAAGCAAUCAGGAAUUCACACAGUUUGUUACUACGCCGUCGAUUCUGGAGGGCUACGAGCAGAACAAAGAUGCUUCACCAUUGAAGUAACAGCAAUUGAUCAAUGCGAUGUUGAUAAUGGUGGAUGCAGUGACGAUUGUAUAGCUGGCACAUACUCGCAUUCCUGCAGCUGCAAGCAAGAAUGUUGGUCGCUUCACGAAAACGAAAAAACUUGUCUCCCCAAUUCUACGGUUGCAUGUGACGGCCACACAAUGAAUAUUAGCAUUGCAAACUGUGCAUCUGAAGAAGUUAUAUUCGCUGGAGAACACAAUAAUCUAAAUUCAGAAUGUCAGUCAACCAGAGGAACUUCCCAACAGCAUCUUUCAUUGGCCAGUGAUCAAUGCGGGAUGACAACUGAGUCGAGUGCCGCGGGUAUCCAAUACCGAACCGACAUUUUCGUCUAUAAGGGAGAUUAUUCUGGAUCCAGCUCUGUCAUAACGAGAGGUGAAUGGGUACAGAUAUCAGUUGUUUGUACUUUACCAGCAACAUCAAAUUUAACCGGAUCUUUUGUACCGGAAGUUCCAAUUACCGGUGAUAAUGUACAGAACGAGGUUUCUAUUGAAGGAAUGGGAACAUUUGUGUUUUCGUUUGAUAUUUACCGUACAGAAAGUUUCAUGACACCUUAUAGUCCAGCUGAAUAUCCAGUAGAAGUUUCCAUCAACGAUGACAUAUACUUUGCACUUCUAGCAGUUGGGCGGGCCGAUUUGACUUUGUUUACGGAAGAGUGCGUGGCGUUGUCGACCGAGACGAUAACUGCAACAACUUUACAAUAUCCAUUUAUAUCAGCUGGUUGCCUUGAAGAUCCUACUAUGGAAGAAUAUACAUCAACUAAUCCUCUAGAAAACAGAUUCAGCAUACAAGCGUUUCAAUUUGCAGACAAACUACUUGCUUCGAAAGAAGAUGCAGCAGUUUAUAUACAGUGUUCUGUACUUCUGUGUGAUUUAUCAAAUACUACGAGAUGUUAUCAAGGAUGCGUAUCUUCAACAUUCAGAGACAAAAGAUCAAUUGUAAAGCACGACCCCAUUAUUCGAGCUAACUCGGCAAAAAGCGGUAUGAAUAAUCGUGCUAACGACGAUGACGACGACGAUGAGAUUCCCAUCACCACCAAAGAAUCUUCUCCCCAAACCAUUUCGAACGCUCUGGUUUUGAUAUUUGAUGAUGAUGAUAAUGGUGGAAACGGGAGUCAAAGAAAAACGAUCACAUCGGCUUGGAUCGCCGUUUGGCUCGGAGUUAUGAUAUUUCAUCAGUUGGUGUAAUGAUUAUGAAUAUAUGGUUAUCUAUUAAAAUAAGUAUUCUGGUAUAUAAAGGUAAUUAAAGCAAGCAAAAGAAAUAAUUUUUGACGCAAUAUAAUACUUAACCAAACAGCAGCGCCAAUUUUUAGAGUGAUUCACUAUUUGCCUAAUGUCGAGAUAUAUCGUGAGUUAUAAAUACAUAUAGCAAGUUUUCAUUGGUUUUCCGUACUGGUACAAUGUAUGAAUGCGUGAAAUAAUAUUUUCUGUAGAGAAUAUAUAUUUUAUUUAAAAAAAUUUCUUUUUAUUUUGUUUGAAUGUUUUGUUGUUGAAUUGUUAAUAUACCUAUGCUAUGAGUGCUCUAACCUAAGCAAUUUUAAGUGAUAGAUUUAUUGAUAUUUAUGACAAUAACAGAAAUAUAUAUCUAAUAAUUAAACACUUCGUGAUUUUUAAUCGUAUUGGGGUGAAUUUUGGGUUUUAUUUCUUUUAUUAACGAAGGCUUCUGCGUGUCGUAAGUACGAAUCAAGACAGAACAAUGCUAUCUGCUCAAAUGG
This is a messenger RNA of Styela clava, 2807 nucleotides long. The record is from RefSeq and is a predicted model, not a curated record. Lineage: Eukaryota; Metazoa; Chordata; Ascidiacea; Stolidobranchia; Styelidae.